Messenger RNA from Botrytis deweyae, 1227 nucleotides. RefSeq lists its product as uncharacterized. Bases 88 to 417 code for a protein of 109 amino acids. The record is from RefSeq and is a predicted model, not a curated record. The transcript has 7 exons. NCBI's taxonomy places the organism in Eukaryota, Fungi, Ascomycota, Leotiomycetes, Helotiales, Sclerotiniaceae.
UAUAUUUGUUAAAUUUGAGACUCUUCUUGUUUCUUCUCAACCUUUUACAACAAUUCAAUUGAUGAACAGAAACAAAGACAGCAUCUCAUGGCUUUGUUCUGCCAGUCCCAGUAUUUGAAACCCAACAUGGCAUUACAUAGGAUGUGGCAAGGUCGAAUCAAAUUGGCCCACGAAAAUUGUGAAAUCGCCGCUCAAAGUCCAAUCCAGUUAACGGUUCUGCCCGCUAUGAAACGACCUUUCCAAAUGGUGCAUACAAUACUAAAGAAUACUUGCGAGUAUCUCCAGUAUGGAGCGAAUGCACUGCGCAGAGUCGAAAACUUUAAAAGAUACCUGCGAGUAUCUCCAAUAUGGAGCGAAUGCAAAGUCGAUAACUUCACGACCGCUGUCCCAGGUUUUGAACCUUUGCUCCUGGCAUGAAGCUUGUCAGUAUUGUUAGCCAGCUGGCCAAUGGUCACAUGGUUUUGUCCAAAGACAAGUUGAAGAUCGAUACUACACUCUUUCCGGAGGUGAAUGCAUAUUCCUUAAUUGCAAUGACCUACCAAUUCUUGCUCGGUCAAGCUUUCGGAAUUCAUGAACCAAAGAGAAAAGGUCCGCUUCUUCCCUUGAGGUGAAUGCAAGAAGCUUGUGCCGCAUCACCCUCUUCCACGACCUCCUCAUUCGAUUUCGCUCCCAAAACAAUUAUUUCUCAAGACCUGAUUGAUUCAUAACGUGGCCUUCUGGCGGAAACGAUGCGAGUCCAUGAGAGAAGGCAGAGUCAGAGCACCGCAAUCAUCGACGUGGCAGAGGUGUCAUUAUAAUACCACCGACUUCAGGAAUCCUGAUCAGACCUGACGGUAUUGUCACUUGUACCAGUACUUCAGGUACAAGAGAGGAGAACAUGGGACAAAUACCGCUGCUGCACAUUAUGACGGUCAAGUCUCCUCGGCAGAAUUCGAUUGUUUCUACUCGCAACUCGCGCAAAACAAAAUUUGGGUUAUGAAGUCCGGGAACCUCCUCGCCCUUAUCGACCGAGAAUAAAUAUCAACGUGAGGAACAGAGACAGAGCGGUGGAGUGUGCGGAUGGAUGUAACCUUCGAAUUCCUGAUGUUUAUUAAUAUGGAUCUACUACUUCCAGAAAUAAAACACUCCCUCAUCGUUAUUGGCGUGAGACUUAUGACCUGUGAAUAAACAGCUGUGAAAAACGAACCUUGGUGGGUGCCAAUGGUCAUGACCUCAGCACAUCUGUGU